This is a messenger RNA of Pomacea canaliculata, 2289 nucleotides long. RefSeq lists its product as uncharacterized. Bases 496 to 1140 code for a protein of 214 amino acids. The transcript has 5 exons. The record is from RefSeq and is a predicted model, not a curated record. Lineage: Eukaryota; Metazoa; Mollusca; Gastropoda; Architaenioglossa; Ampullariidae.
GGGUGGUCGGGUGGGUCGGGGAGGGUAAAUAUCCCGAGGCCUGUAAAGAUGUGGUUGGAAGGGUUCGUGACCUCAUGAAAGGGUUGGUUGGGAGGGGAGGGUAUUGUAGAGAAGAGAAGGGAGGGAUCUCACGGGUGUCUGGUCACGUCUGGUCACGCCUUCUCCACUGACGGAAUCCUGAACAAAUUCCCCUCAACUUCACAGUCGUCAUCGCUCCACUCAUUACGUGUCUGGAUACGGAAGGGUGGACCCGAGCUCGGUUGACUAAAUCCGAUACACGGGAAAACCAGAGGGAAGAUUAGCUCGGGUGUGAAUAUAAAGGGUUGUUGGCAAACAAUAUUUGUUGGCAUACUGUGCAAACAGCUGAGAUUUCAGGUACUGAGUGAGAGCAUCUGAAGUUCCUGUCAACAGAAAGUUCAGGGCUGGAGAGACCAUUAAACUGUGUUUGUGAGUCUUGCAAAGCUGAGUGUGGAAUAAUUUCAAGGAGACUGAAAUAUGAAGAUCCUGUGGCUACUGACAGUGGCAGUGCUGACACCUGAACAUCCCUGGCAGUCAUCUUCCGGUUUGGUUGUCGGGUCAUCGUCAGGCGACCUCCUGCCUGACCUCAAGGACCUUUCUCUCCCUGUGGGUCUCCUCCGUGCCGACGACAAGAGGAGUUCGUGCACCAAUACUUCAUGUGGAGGGGCGAAAAACGACUCCCUGUAUGAAGAGGUUACCAAGUACUACCGGAGGCAUUUCUACACCCCACGUGACAUAUUCUGGCUCAGCUGCAAUGCUAAUCCCAAGAAAUGCCAGCCCUACAUUACAACAGCUUCCACGGGUGCUUCAGACUCGUGGUUGUUGACUACCGCCAGUGUCAUGGGAACCGUGGACAUGGACCAGUGCUGCAAGACGACACGAGCGUUUAAAACUAUGUCCGGGCUGAUGACGACCUCGUCAGGAGUGCAGUGCACCGUGCUCACCCUGAACAACUUCUACCAGGUGGUCCACGUCGGCACCUGUGACACGAGCAGCCCCAACGGUUGUAGCGGCAGGUGCCGACAGGAGAUGUCGAAGGUGUCGCUGCUGUGUCUCCGCCAGGGGGCGCUGGAGUUCAACUUCUUUGACAUCCCGUCCUACUGCUCCUGCAAGGCCAGCUGAGACCAACCGUUGGACGAAAUGUUCAGUAAGACUUCUGUGCCUUGUGACAGUCGCAACAGGAAGACACACCUGUGCUGCAGCUUACCUGCCCAGGGUUCGAUUCCGGACAUUUCUUGUGCCAAAAGCUGUAUUCACACAACGUUGACCGGCCUUAUAUACAUAUAUAUAAUUCUGUGAUGUGUUUUGUCGAGGCACACGGCUUCAUUUUGAUAAACAAGGAGCAGCUCAACGAGAAGUUCUAUUCACAAAUUUUUGUUUUGGACAAAUAUUACACAGACCAGUGUCCGUGCAGGCUUUGUCCUUCGUAGGAAAAUGAUGGAGGUUAGGUGAGCAUAUGACUGGACUUGCUGGCUGCCUCACUCAUUUACCCCUCCCCCCUGACAACAUCCGUCCCCACCCUCUCUCAUGAACUCUGUCGUGAACUCUGUCAGUGAAUAUAGAUAUGUGUUGAACCAAGAUAAGUGCUAUGUGGAACAGUGGCGACAAUCAGCGAAUGGCAGAAGAUUUCACGAAGAAGUGAAUAUUUUGGGAGAAGAGGGAAGAUGUGAUAUAUCCAUGAACUUAACCUCCUCCAUCCAUCACUCAUUCACACGGGCGGCCGGUAGAGUUAAAACACUCGGUUGUCACUGGAGUGAGAGGACGCAGGUUCAGAUCUCGUCUCGGGAGAUUCUCUGUACGUGACACCUGCAAGAAAGGCUGACCGCCGGGGACAUAAAGAUCCCGUGUUUACAUAGUCAAGAUAAUAAUAAUAAUAAAUAAUAAUAAUAAUAAGAAUGUUUACUUACCACAGUAACGGUGCUUCUAUAACCAAAUAAAAAUCACGAACUUGUGUUAUAGUGUUGAACAUAAUGUAAUUAGAUCAACUCACAUCACUUCCAGUAUUUUCAUAAGAUAGUGAAAACUAACAUUCUAAAUAUAGACCAUUGACAACUAGAAUCCAUUGAUAAGAUUUAUCACCGAUAUCAGAAAUAAAAAACUAUUAUUUCGUUUGCUGGAAUGUUCCCAGGAAGGAGUGGCUACAGGCCACAGGUAGCAUUAGGAGGUGUUAAACAGGACGCGUGUAUUUAUGUUUCGCAAUGGUUAUUAAUAGAGUUUAUGAUGGUUUUUUUUUCUUUUGAAUAUCAUGGUAAAAUAUUUUCUGGUGACAGC